Hibiscus syriacus is the source of this 936-nucleotide messenger RNA. Its product is annotated as ER lumen protein-retaining receptor A-like. Gene Ontology annotation, molecular function: ER lumen protein retrieval receptor activity. Gene Ontology annotation, biological process: protein retention in ER lumen; endoplasmic reticulum to Golgi vesicle-mediated transport. Lineage: Eukaryota; Viridiplantae; Streptophyta; Magnoliopsida; Malvales; Malvaceae. The record is from RefSeq and is a predicted model, not a curated record. The coding region runs from base 99 to 593 and encodes 164 amino acids. The transcript is spliced from 5 exons. Gene Ontology annotation, cellular component: membrane; cis-Golgi network; endoplasmic reticulum.
UCAAAAAAUUUAGGGAUCGAUCAACCUAAAUUCUCUCCAUUUCCAUUAUCGGUUCCAAAUUUGUUUUGAGUACAAAGAAAAGAAAAUCGAAUUGCGAAAUGAAUAUCUUCAGAUUUGCAGGUGACAUGACCCAUUUGAUUAGCAUCUUAGUGCUUCUCCUCAAAAUCUACGUUACCAAAUCUUGCUCGGGUGUUUCGCUGAAGACGCAGGAGCUAUAUGCUCUGGUGUUUUUGACCCGCUACUUGGAUCUAUUCACGGUUUUUAUAUCUGUGUACAACACCAUCAUGAAGCUGGUCUUUAUUGCCAGCUCUCUCGCCAUUGUUUGGUGUAUGAGAAUGCACCGAGUCGUGAGGCGUUCCUAUGACAGGGAUCUCGAUACCUUCCGUCAUUACUUCCUCAUAUUGGCUAGCUUCAUCUUGGCUCUUUUGGUACAUGAGAAGUUCACAGUUCAGGAGAUCUUCUGGGCAUUUUCAAUCUACUUGGAGGCUCUUGCCAUUCUUCCACAGUUAGUUUUGUUACGACGAAGUGGAAAUGUGGAUAAUUUAACUGGGCAAUAUGUCUUCUUUAUAGGGUAUAGUAGAAAAUAUUUGUAAAUCUCCUGUCUGAUUCAUGCUGUUUCAUUAAUGAUGUGAGAGAAACUAUUAGGUUACUUAGAGAACUUUCUUAUAUCAACAGCUGGUUCCAUAUUUGCAUGUUCAUUCCUUAAUCUGUGACCCCAAACCUUGCUGCUUCCCCCGUCCUAUGUUGUUAUUGUUGGUUUCUGUAUACCUUGUUGAAUGACACUGACAUAUUACCUUAAACAUUCUAGUUGCAUGUACAAUAUGUAUUUCCAGUAGAUGAACUGUUUACUGUUCCUGUAUCGUAUUAGACAAGAAAUAGUUUCCAUGCACGUACACGGAUGUUUUAGAGUUGAAUAUCCAUUUAAAGUUGCUCAAG